Molecule: messenger RNA, 1408 nt
Organism: Oryza sativa Japonica Group (Japanese rice)
Lineage: Eukaryota; Viridiplantae; Streptophyta; Magnoliopsida; Poales; Poaceae
Source: RefSeq, a predicted model, not a curated record
CCCCCUGAACCUCUGUUUCUUCCCCUUCCUCGCCUACAUGCCUUUGCAUCCUCUGCUCCCCGAUAUAUGCUACGAGUAAUUAAUAUUCUUCUGGCUUGUUGCGCCAUAUCGUCGCCUCCUCUUGGCUACCUCCCAGGAUUAUCCAUCAUGCAUUUGCAUGGUAUGAGUGACAUGGCUGCUGAAUGUGGGAGUGGCAACUGUGAUGCUUGGGCAGCGAGAGAUCCUUCCGGAAUCCUCUCCCCGUACAAAUUCAACCGCAGGGAAGUACAGAGUGAAGAUGUUUCUUUGAGGAUCACACACUGUGGAGUAUGUUAUGCUGAUGUCAUUUGGACACGGAAUAUGUUCAACGAUUCGAUAUACCCUUUGGUUCCUGGGCACGAGAUAGCUGGAGUUGUAACUGAGGUUGGUGCAGACGUCAAGGGGUUCAAAGUGGGCGACCAUGUAGGUGUUGGCGUAUAUGUGAAUUCAUGUCAGGACUGCGAGAACUGCAAUAGCUCUCUGGAGAACCACUGCUCGAAAUGUGUCGUCACUUACAACAGUGUUGAUUCAGACGGGACCGUAACAAAGGGUGGAUAUUCCAGUCAUAUACUAGUGCAUCAAAGGUACUGCUUUAAAAUACCUGCUGACUACCCUUUGUCAAAGGCAGCACCACUGCUUUGUGCGGGAAUUACCGUAUAUACUCCAAUGAUACGACAUAACAUGAACCAACCAGGGAAGUCACUUGGCGUCAUUGGACUAGGUGGGUUGGGUCACAUGGCAGUAAAAUUUGGGAAAGCCUUUGGACUCAAAGUGACAGUUUUUAGUACAAGUGAAUCAAAGAGAGAAGAAGCUAUCAACCUUCUUGGUGCAGAUAAUUUUGUGAUAUCAUCAGAUGAAAAUCAGAUGGAGUCACUGAAAAGUUCCCUUCACUUCAUUAUUGAUACUGCAUCUGGUGAUCACCAGUUCGAUCCUUAUCUCUCGCUUCUGAAAGUUGGUGGUGUAAUGGUGCUACUUAGCUUCCCAAGUGAAAUCAAAGUUCAUCCUGAAAACCUUAAUCUCGCUGCGCGGAGCUUAGCUGGUAGUGUAACAGGGGGUACAAAGGAUAUCCAGGAGAUGAUAAACUUCUGUGCUGCAAACAAUGUUUACCCAGAUAUAGAGAUGAUCAAGAUAGACUACGUCAACGAGGCUCUUCAGAGGCUCAUCAACCGGGAUGUGAGAUUCCGCUUUGUAAUCGACAUCGAGAACUCUUUCAAGUAGUAUAUCUUCGCCGUAUACGGUAUCAGAAGUAACGAUCGAAGUUUGUGACAUAAUAAUAAAUCGAACUACAUAAUAUUGAGACUUGAUCAAGGGACAGCUCCAGAAUAAAAUGUUCCAUAUUAAGAGAAAAUUUGGUUCUGUUUUUAGUUAUUUUUAAUCCCAAUAUUUUUCA